Messenger RNA from Anoplophora glabripennis (Asian longhorned beetle), 4398 nucleotides. Its product is annotated as zinc finger protein 665. The transcript is spliced from 9 exons. NCBI's taxonomy places the organism in Eukaryota, Metazoa, Arthropoda, Insecta, Coleoptera, Cerambycidae. The record is from RefSeq and is a predicted model, not a curated record. The coding region runs from base 326 to 3307 and encodes 993 amino acids. Gene Ontology annotation, cellular component: nucleus.
UUUGCGGCGCCCCGCUUCCGUUGCUGCCUUUAUCUCUAAAUAUUAAAAUAUUAGCUAAUUAUGUGAUUGAGAAACUUUUUCAAAACAUGAGGCGUAAUAUACGGCGUGAUCUGUGUUAUGUUUCGGGGGAAAAUCGGUAAUAAUAGCCAUUAAAAUGCCAAAAAAUCGUUUGGUAAUUUUGUAAUGGCUACGUCUCGCGUCCCCCCGUUCUAGACAAUGACAGUGAAAAUUUUCACGUGAUAUUUUUUAAAUUCGAGAUGAAACACUAAUUAGGUGCAUAUUUUUGUGCAUAAAAUGACUUUUUAGAAUAUCGCUUCCUCGCGAAAUGAAUACUGAUAACCAAAAUGUCCUUUCGGGAGGACAUAGUUCUUCUAAUUCUGAGGGUACAACUCAGAGACCACCAACCACAUCAGUUCCUACAGACUUAAGGGUGAAUACAACAGCGUUGAAUGCUGUAACGUUAAGUAGUGUAGCAAAAUAUUGGGUGUUAACAAACUUGUUACCUGGUCCUAUACCGCAGGUCUCUGUAUAUGGUCUACCUGGGACGAGUAGGGAAAACCAAGGCAAAUUGUCGCAGGAUGCCAUGCUUAGCCAACACGCAGGACUUCUCCCGACAGAUCCUCUGCUCCUACAGCAACAUCCUCAAAUACCAGUUAGUAUAUCGACCUCCCAAGGAAAUCUAGGUAUAGCAGCGGGUGCCAUACACUUAGAUAACUCGCAGAACUUAGCCAACCACCAGCACCAGAACGAGAACAUCUCGUCGCAGAAUCAAAACCAAAUGUCCAGAGAAAUGAGGAUGUCCCAUUCACAACAAAACCAGCAACAGCACGGCGGGCAGCAAAGCAUGGUACAAGUUCAAGUACAAGACAAUAUGGUAUCAGUUAUCGAAGAUAAUAAAGACCAAAAAGAUCUAAUUGCAGCACAAUUGCAGGCCGCCCAGCUACAACUGAACGAAAACCAACUCAAUCAGCAGGCAUUGACUGUUCAACAGCUGCAGCACUUGCAGGUUCAGCAGGUCUUGGACAAUGUGGUGCGCCUGGAGAAUCCUGUUGAGAACGGCCAGAACCAGUCCAAUAACGAUUCGGAUCCGCUGUCCGAUUCAAUCCAGAUCGUUAAAGAUGAGAAAUCGCUUCAGAAUUGUAAGCUUCUCACGGGUGCUCAGUUUGGACUACAGGAUCUUAAGGGGAAUUUAAUGGAUGUCAGGACGGCUGAUGGUAGUAUAGUAAAAAUACAAACCAACAUGCAGGAACAGGAAUUAGUGAAAACUCUGGGGGUGGAGAUGGUGCAAAAUAUGUAUAAGGUUAACGUGGAUGAUCUAAAUCAGUUGUUGGCGUAUCACGAGAUCUUCGGGAAACUACAGGGUGGGCAAGGGGAGGUGUCCAACAGCAACCAAAAUAUGGUGCAAAACAAUUCGAACAACAUAAAUUCCUUACAAAAUACAAGUGGCCUCGCUAUAAUAACUAAAGACGAACAAGAACCUUCUACGAGUAACCUCAGUGAAAAUACCCCCACCGUCGGCUCCCACGUUUGUGAUCUUUGCGGGAAAAUGUUUCAGUUCCGCUACCAACUCAUUGUGCAUAGACGUUACCAUACCGAGAGGAAACCGUUCACUUGCCAGGUCUGCGGUAAAGCUUUCACAAACGCCCAGGAACUUAGUAGGCACGGGAAGUGCCACCUAGGCGGUAGUAUGUUUACGUGCGCCGUUUGCUUCCACGUGUUCGCCAAUGCCGCAUCCUUAGAACGCCAUAUGAAAAGACAUUCGACUGAUAAGCCUUACGGUUGUACCAUUUGCGGGAAAAGUUUCGUUAGGAAGGAACAUUUAGACAACCACACGAGGUGUCAUACGGGAGAAACUCCAUACAGGUGUCAGUAUUGCGCUAAGACUUUUACGAGGAAGGAGCACAUGGUGAACCAUGUGAGGAAACAUACCGGGGAAACUCCUCAUCGGUGCGAGAUCUGUAAGAAGUCUUUCACGAGGAAGGAACAUUUUAUGAACCAUGUGAUGUGGCAUACGGGGGAGACACCUCACCACUGCACCAUAUGCGGUAAGAAGUAUACAAGGAAGGAGCAUCUAUCUAACCAUAUGAGGAGCCACACAAACGAUACGCCUUUUAGGUGUGAGAUCUGUGGGAAAUCGUUUACCAGAAAGGAACACUUUACGAAUCACAUCAUGUGGCAUACGGGAGAGACACCUCAUCGCUGUGAUUUCUGUUCAAAGACUUUUACUAGGAAGGAACAUUUAUUAAACCACGUUAGGCAACAUACAGGGGAAUCACCUCACCGGUGUGGAUUCUGUGCAAAAUCCUUUACUAGGAAGGAGCAUUUAAUUAAUCACGUUAGGCAACAUACGGGCGAAACUCCGUUUAGGUGCAAUUUCUGUCCUAAAGCGUUCACGAGGAAGGACCAUUUAGUUAAUCACGUCCGACAACAUACAGGGGAGUCGCCGCAUAAGUGUACCUUCUGCACUAAAUCCUUCACUAGAAAAGAACAUUUAAACAAUCACGUGAGGCAGCACACUGGGGAAUCGCCCCACAGAUGUCAUUUCUGUUCGAAAUCGUUCACUAGAAAAGAACAUCUGACCAACCACGUCCGAAUACAUACAGGUGAAUCUCCUCAUAGGUGCGAAUUCUGCCAAAAGACGUUCACUCGCAAAGAACACUUAACCAACCACUUACGGCAGCACACUGGUGAAACGCCUCAUUGUUGCAAUAUCUGCUCCAAGCCCUUCACCCGCAAGGAGCACCUGAUAAAUCACAUGCGUUCGCAUACUGGCGAACGCCCCUUUGCCUGCAACGAGUGCGGAAAGUCGUUCCCUCUGAAGGGAAACCUCCUCUUCCAUCAGAGAUCCCACAACAAGGGCGCCGCCGCCGAGAGGCCGUUCCGUUGCGACCUCUGCGAGAAAGAUUUCAUGUGCAAGGGACAUUUAGUGUCUCACAGGAGGUCGCACAGCGGGGACAGGCCUCAUGCGUGCCCGGACUGUGGCAAAACUUUUGUCGAAAAGGGCAACAUGCUGAGGCACAUGCGCAAACAUACGCCUGCGGAAGUGAACGAUCUCGCCAACCCGCAAGUGAAUCAGGUGCAGGUCCAGCAGCAGCAGGGUAAUCCCCAACAGCAGCAGCAGAACUCGCAGAACAACUCGGGGAGCAUUCAAAUACCACAAGUGCAAGUGAGCCAGGCGCAGCAGCAGCAGCAGCAACAGCAGAAUUCUAGCAGUAGUAUCGGGCAGACCUCGCACUUGCCCAUGCACCCGCCUAAUAGCCAUCCCGCUGUUGUGCCUGCAAACGGUAACGUUAUGCCCUCCUAUUAGGUAGGAUCUGUUUGGGAUUAAAAGUUUUUUGUUGAUUAUUCAGUUUUUUAAGUGCAGUACUUCUCGUUUUUAUUUAGAUAAAUUUAAAUUUCUGUUGCUGGGAAACGUGCAUAUAAAAGUUUUUAAUUUCUUGAUAAUACGAUAUAAAGAAAUUUUAUUCUACACUUUUUACCAGAGCAUCCUGGUUAAAAAAGGGUAAAGAAUGAGACGGAAACAAAUUCAUUGAACGAGAUUUUCUCUAAAACUAUCACUGAUGUAUUGUAAUUAAAUCAAUAUUUUUUUCUUGCCAUGUCAAGUUUUUGUAAGAGUUUGGGGCAAAUGAAUUUGUUCGAUAACAUUCGUUUAUUAUACAUAUACAAUACAUACCAUUAGGUAGCUCUGAAAUGACUAUAUUUUGCAGUGUUAUUCAAUGCAAUAAUAAAUUACAAACAAGUUUGUCAAAUUGUAUAAAUUCAAUUUUUAUCUUCACCAAGAACCAAUAAUAUAGAGCACGUUUCUCUUGAAAUAAGGAGAACCAAAGUGAGAACGAAAGUUGCUGGUAGCAUUCGCAGAAACAAACAAAUGUCAUUGCAUUGUAUAUUUAGAUCUUAUUUUUCGUACAUAAAUAUUUUUUUUCAAUUUUUUUUUUUUUUUGAGUUACGUUCUAAUUACUUUAGUUCGUAUUUUUUGUUCCAAUUUAAAUCUAAAUCUUCUGUAGAUUUGUAAAGGUAAUAGAAAUAACUAAGUGUUGUUCCAAAGAACGAAAACGAGAACGAGUCACUGGCUAAAAGACAAAAAACGUUUUUCUUAAACGAAAAUCACUUAGAAGUCACAUCACUAUGUCUGAGAACGAAAGUCACUAGUUACAUUAUUCACAAAAAAGCAAUAAUCACUUAAAAGUAUUUAAUAAGGUUAAUAAAAAACAAAAAUGAGAAUGAAAGUUGCUGGUUAAUAUUCACAAAAAUGAACAAAACGAAAGAAGUUGAAAUUAUUGUAUGUAAGAUGUUUAUUUCUUACCAUAUACUGAAAAGAGAGCAUGUUUUGUUAUUUUUUCGUUCUUAUAAAAUAUAUCUUGUUUUUAUUUUAAUUUUUCUAACAUUUUGAUUCUGCUC